GCAUCAUCGCAUUCCAUGCACGUAUAGAAAAAUUCAAGCAAAAUCUGGCUUUUAAAGCCGUUGUCAUAUUCGGGAAAGUAACCCUCAAUGCAGGAAAAGCUUACGAUGGAAGUACAGGGAAAUUCACGGCUCCAGUCAAUGGUAUCUACUCAUUUACAUGGACUAUAGCUACCACUCCUGGAAGGAGAUUUAGCACAGCUAUCGUAAGAGAUGAUGAAAUUAUUGGUUACAACCAUGUCAAUGGUAAAGUAGGUAGUAACAACAGUGAAAGUGGUUCAGCAACAGCCAUAAUAAAAAUGGCCAAGAGCGACAAGGUGUGGAUAAGAGUACAAGAACAUGGAGAGUAUGCCUAUGCUCUCUGGUCGUCAUUCUCUGGCUUUCUGCUGUGA
This is a messenger RNA of Saccostrea cuccullata (small rock oyster), 389 nucleotides long. Its product is annotated as complement C1q tumor necrosis factor-related protein 3-like. Gene Ontology annotation, molecular function: protein binding. The transcript has a single exon. The record is from RefSeq and is a predicted model, not a curated record. NCBI's taxonomy places the organism in Eukaryota, Metazoa, Mollusca, Bivalvia, Ostreida, Ostreidae. The annotation marks the transcript as partial.